AUGCCUCUUCCACCCUCUUUGCAGCGUCAGUACCUGCUGACGGUGGAGUAUUUUGGGAGUUCUUUUACUAGCGGGUGGCAAAAGCAGCCUCUGCGGAAUAAUCCCGACCUCUCAAAACUCUCUCCUCCUCCAUUUCCUCUGCAGCGUCGGUACCUGCUGACAGUGGAGUAUAUCGGGAGUGCUUUUAGCGGGUGGCAGAAGCAGCCGCUGGGAAACAACCCGCUGCCGUCAGUGCAAGGGGCUCUCGAGGAGGCAAUAGGGAAGCUGGUGGGGUCUGUUCCUGCAGGCAGACAGAAGAGGCAGCGAGGAAAAAGCAACAGGAGACCGCAGUCUGAAGCACAGGGGCGUGCAGGCAAGGAGGAUGCAAAAGCAGAUGCAAAGGCAGACAUUGAUGCGAAUCGACUCGGAGCAUCCCGUGCGUCGGAUUGCUGUGAUGUUGCGGAGGCAGCAGCAGCAUCCCGAGGUGACACUGUGGAGGCUCCGCCACCGCCACUCCCUCUGCCUCAAGUCGUCGGCUCCAGCAGAACAGAUGCGGGAGUGCACGCAUUGGGCAACACGUGCCACGUGGACAUUCACCGAGUGAGCCGCCGCUAUCCAGGCAAGCAGGUGCCACCCUGGGUACCAAAGGAGCUCACACGGGCAAUCAACCAUUUCCUGCAGCUGUCAGCAGCAGAGGCAUCAGUGGUGGCGGCGAAGGAGGUGCCUCUGUCCUUCCACGCCCGAUUCCAGGCCUCUGAGCGAACCUACCUGUACCGCAUACACGCGUCUCCGUCCUUCCAUCCCUCCAUCUUCGAUCGCAACCGCGUGUGGCACGUACCCGCCCAUCUGGACGUGCAUGCCAUGCGCGCUGCAGCAGCUGCUCUCUGCGGCUUCCACGACUUUUCCUCCUUCAGGGCAUCAGGCUGCCAGGCGCGCUCUCCUCUGCGCUCGCUCACAGAGCUCUCCAUCUUUGAGGUGCCUUCCUGGUCCGCGUGCCUGCCACCCCCCUCCCACCCCUCCUGCAACACCUGGGAAGGGCCUGAGAGAGAGAGGAGCGAGAGCAGGGAGAGGAGGGAGAUGACCGUUGGUGAUGCCGCUCAGGAGACUGCUGAUGCCGCUGCUUGUGAUUCGGUUGCGUGCGGGGAGAAACGAGGCAGAGAAGGGGAGGGAAUGGGAGGCGGCGGGAGGAUAGAGGGGGCGAGUGGCAAGAGGCGGCGUGGGGAAGAGAGAGGAGAGGAGGGGCGAGGAGAAGUGGAGGAUAGGGAGGGGAGAGAUGAGAGAGAAGGAGGAGAGGGACGAGCAGAGAGAGAAGGGAAGAGUGAGAAAGAGGAGAGGAAAGGAGAGGAAGGGAAGGAAGGGGAGGGAGGGGACGAAGGGGAGGAAGGGAAGGAAGGAAAGGGAAGGGAGGAAAGGGAGGAAGGAGAGGGAGGGGUGGAGGGAGAGGAUAAAGGGGAAGGGGUGCAGAUGCUGGUGGUGCGGGCGAGGGCCCCCUCGUUCCUGUACCAUCAGGUGCGGCUGCUGGUGGGGCUGCUCAAGGCUGUUGGCGCGGGGGCCGUGCACCCUGACACAGGUGCGGCUGCUGGUGGGGCUGCUCAAGGCCGUGGGAGCAGGGGCAGUGCAUGCCGACACAGGGACAUCCGGGGAGUGCCGGCCAUGGCGCCUGCGUGUGGCCUCUACCUUGCCAGUGUUGCCUACGGCCCCAAGAGUCCCAAACAAGCCUCCUUGCAGGAAUGA
This is a messenger RNA of Closterium sp. Naga37s-1, 1713 nucleotides long. The record is from the annotation of a GenBank genome assembly. Lineage: Eukaryota; Viridiplantae; Streptophyta; Zygnematophyceae; Desmidiales; Closteriaceae.